Solea senegalensis (Senegalese sole) is the source of this 4294-nucleotide messenger RNA. It is a transcript of the gene snx29, whose product is annotated as sorting nexin 29. The record is from RefSeq and is a predicted model, not a curated record. Lineage: Eukaryota; Metazoa; Chordata; Actinopteri; Pleuronectiformes; Soleidae. The coding region runs from base 373 to 2898 and encodes 841 amino acids. Gene Ontology annotation, molecular function: phosphatidylinositol binding. The transcript has 21 exons.
CCAGUCUCAGACUGGACUGUUUCCUCUUUUUCGCAGUGUCACAGGCUCCAGACUGACAAAACACGCACAUUUCCACGCACAUUUCUCACUCCGGACAGUUUAACGUCUCCGAAUCUACACUCCGGCGUUUCCGGUGCGCCGUUUAUCCGCCUCCGUUGCCGGGAACAACUCUUACAUGUCAGAGAGUGUGUGGCACAGUUCCCCCCGCAGGCCUCGACGUUCACCGGGUGAGCUCCAGUCCCCCACGCCGCGGUUGGAUGUGUGCAGCUCGGCCGCUGGGACAGCAUGGCCCCGGUGCGUGGUUAGCGGUGAGGGGGCUGAGUUAAAGAGUUCCGCUUGGAUGUCACUUUCUCCCGCAGUUUGGCUUUCAGGAUGAACGGAACUCAACAGAGUGAUACCAAGAGACAACGCCUCCUGGAGAGGCUGCUGGACGCUGUAAAACAGUGCCAAAUUCGCUUCGGAGGAAGGAAAGAGAUCGCCACGGACUCAGACAGCAGAGUGAUCUGUCUGUGCGCCCAGUUUGAAACCGUGCUGCAGCACGGCCUCAAGAAGAGCCGAGGUCUCGCCCUCACCGCUGCUGCACUCAAGCAGGCCGCGGGCUUCAGCAGCAAAACCGAAGCAGCAGAGUUGACCUUCUGGUUCUACGUGAAGGAACACCUCAACCGCCAUGAGCUCCAGCGGUUCUACUCGCUGCGUCACAUUUCCACCGAGCUGGGUCGGGGUCGCGCGUGGCUGCGCUGCGCCCUCAACGAACACUCGCUGGAGCGCUACUUGCACACGCUGCUGGCUGACCGCUCACGUCUGGGAACUUACUAUGAAGACUGGGCUUUUAUUCUUGAUGAAGAACGAGCUAGCAUGCUCCCCACCAUGGCUGCAGGCCUGAACUCCAUCCUGUUUGCCAUCAACAUUGACAACAGUGAUCUGAACGGCAGUGCCAUGCGAGGAGGAGCAGCAGGAGGAGGAGGUGGAGGCUCAUCUGUUACCCACCUCCUCAAGGAGUCCACGCAGGGCAUCGGCAGCCUGUGGAAGGAGUCGACUCAGGGGGUCAGCAGCCUGCUGCGAGAAAUCAGCACUGCCACGGCCGUCGUGCCCGGAUUCACCCCCAGAGUGGACGGAGCCUCAGAUCCGUUACCUGUCGUUCCCCGCAGCACUUCUGCCGACUCCGGGCUGAAGAGGGAGCGCCGCAGGAAAAAGAAGAUCACCAACAUCAUUUCCUUUGACGACGAUCUGGACGGUGGGGCGGAGGACGAGGAGGACGGGGACGAGGACUCUCAGAAGAUGGGCGCGCUGAGGAAGAGUCACACGGCUCCUGCACACAGCAGUGUGGAGGAAGGCAUAGACCCUCUGGGGCCAACCUUCUCCCACUCGCCGGCCCAGAAUGGCCUGAUUGAGUCGGGCAUCGUCAGCUGGGUGGGGUCGCCCCAUCCGUGUCGAACGUCGCCCAUCGCCGCGCCUCCCCUUCCCGACAGUAAGAGAAUAGACAACGAGGAGGAAGAGGAGGAGGUGUACAAAUCCAGAGUGCAAACUCAGGAGGAGGAGAGGAACAGCUCUGACCAGGUGGUGGUCGGGAGUCUGUCCAGUGUGUCCACGUGGAGCCCUCUGCAGAUGAUGGCGGACCACAGCAGCUCAGACGUCCUCAUUCCUCUGAACCCUGCUGAUCCUCAGCCAGUGAACUCUGUGGAAGACACGGCUGCAUUUCCUGCUCGGUGUGAGUCAACAGGGCCUGUGGCAAACUGUGAGAGCAGCAGGACGGAGCUCACAUUCAAUAUGGAGUCGAGUCCACCGGCGCAGCCUGCUCCGCUCUGCAGCGCGCUGCCAACAUCUGCUCUGCCAGAGUCCAUGACAGUGGUGGAGCUGCGCCAGGCCAUCGUAGCCAUGAUGAACAGAAAGGACGAGCUGGAGGAACAAAACACGUCUCUCCGCUCUCUGCUGGAUGGGGAGAUGGAACACUCAGCCGGCCUGAGGCAAGAAACGGAUCUGCUGAAGAGGAAGCUGGCCGAGCUGGAGGAGAGACACUCGGCCAAGGUCCAGGCACUGGCCAGGGAGAACGAGGUCCUGAAGGUCCAGUUGAAGAAGUAUGUGGGGGCGGUACAGAUGCUGAAGAGAGAGGGGAGCGAGGGCAAUGACGCUCUGUCGGUGUUGCGGUCCAGCGAGGAGCAGACCCCCGUCCCGCAGAAUAAGUUCAUGGGCGACGCCGAGGAGCUGGCUGCCAGCUACGAGCGUAAACUCAUCGAGGUGGCCGAGAUGCACGGCGAGCUGAUAGAGUUCAACGAGCGCCUGUACCGGACCUUGAUGGCCAAAGACCACCUCAUUGUCCAGAUGAGACAGGAACUCAUUGACCUGAGAGGACCGCUUCCAGGUGAUUUGAGUCAGACGUCGGACGACCCCAGCCUGUCAGACUUUGAGACGGCUCAUCGCGCGCUCAUCAACGUGUGGAUCCCCUCUGUGUUCCUGCAGGGCCGAGCUGCCAACGCCUACCACGUCUAUCAGGUGUAUAUCCGCAUCCUGGACAACGAGUGGAAUGUGUACAGACGCUACACUGAGUUCAGGGAGCUCCACAACCACCUGAGAGCCAAGUUCCCACAAGUGGACGCCUUCAACUUCCCCCCCAAGAAAGCCAUAGGGAACAAGGACGCCAAGUUUGUGGAGGAGAGGAGGAAGCAGCUGCAGGGUUACCUCCGCACGGUGAUGAACAAACUGGUCCAGACGCUGCCGGAGUUCACAGCCUGCCCGACCAAAGAGACCCUGCUGUCUCUGCUGCCUUUCUGCCUAGACACUCCCCAGGCAAACGACAAUGUAGCCAAGACGCCUCGCUCCAAAAACUCCUCCCGUUUCCCCAGACUGGGCCGCAGCCGCAACCAGGAGACCAGACCAGAACCUCAGAGUGGAGACCUUUAACUUCACGCCUAAUUAAGUCGAUAAUCUCCUCACUGUAUUGGCUGAAGACAGCAAUUUUCUCCCCCACAUGGCCCUGGACUGGACACAGUGUCCCACAGUGUGUGUGUGUGUGUGUGUGAGGACACUUUGGGCGCCUAAUGGACCUUUAAAGCCUUACAGAUAAAUAAAGAGCCUCAGUCCAGGACGGCACAACGGACGCGUUCAUGCUCUCGUACCAUGUUCCCGUGCUUCGCCUGGCUGAGUCGGGGGGAUAACUGGGCGUCUUCACCCAAUCACACGGCACCUCUUACCUCACAGAGAGACCACGGAGAGACUCUCUUUAAAGCGCACAUGGACUAACGUGGACUGAUCUUUCCGAACUCGGCGGAGGGAGGGAGACGAUGUGUUUUUUUUUGGUUUUGUUUUUUAAUUCUGAUCGGUUUUGUAGUAAGCGUGUAUCAUGGUCACAGUGCCUACAGUGUUUUUGUAGCAGCUUUCCUGCUCCGGACAAAGAGGAAAGGGUUUUAUUUGAAUGGUGUUGUUGUUUUUUUAGCUUACGUAAAAAAAAAAAAAGACGCUUUUGUGCCAUUUACUUUUUAGACGAGGUCGAUUCACAAUCAACUGUACGGACCGCCAUUCUUAAUCCUGCUGUACAACUAUUACAGCUAUAGUCAUAUACUAUACUAUUACUGCUGCUGCUGAAAGUGCAGGUCUUACAAUAACAUCAUGUCGCCAAUUAUAACACUGAAUAUUUAAUGUGCCACUUCAUUAACAUUAAAGAUUGGGGACUGUGUGAAUAUUAUUAGGAGAGGGGAGGGUGGUGCUACAACACUUAGUUGGCCUAAUAAUAUUCUAAUUUCUCUAUGACACGUACACCUGCAGACUAUUGAGAAAGUUGCGUACAUUUUCUCUCCAUUAUCCACAUUUUAGAUUUCACUGUUCCCGCUGUGACGUAUCUGUGUAACUUAAGAGCGUUUGGAUUGGAAAGAAAGGGGAAAAUGUUUUACACGAUGUGUCCUUCAGGAUUUAAUGCGGCUCUGUGUUGCAAAUGAAUGUGUUAACGAUGACUAAAACACUUGAAGAAAACAAGAGAGGGCCGAGUGUGUCUGGAUUUCCACACGAGAGGUCUGAAGUGAAGAAAAACGACCCUGAAUCAAACGCCGUUCCCGGGAGGAAGCAAACAAACAAACGAUUUGUGGGUUUUAAAGGACCUGCUAUUCCUGCACAGACGUAACGUGACCCUCACAGGAUCCAACAACACAAGGAUGCAGUCAAAUAAAUGGUUUUAUUCACCUUCACAGAGACGGAAAGAGAGAGAGUCUGUGUGUAAUACGUAUGGUGAGCUCACCGCUCAAACAUGGGCAACAAAGGAAGACGUAGUUAUCGCUUUAAACUUAUUAAAGAAGUUAUUCUUUAA